AUGAAUCAGGGAGGCCAAGCAAUCUUCAGGUCUCUCACCACUGACCUUGAAGAGGUCACAAUAACAGUGGGAGGUGGGGUUAAACUACAGCUGGUGUUUGGUGACAUCACCAAUGAGAUUACAGAUGCUGUGGUGAACACGACCGACUUCACUAAUUUCAGUGAUGAUGGUGUGUGCAAAGACAUCUUAACUGUAGCUGGACCAGAUGUGGAGGCAGAACUGAAAGCAGCAAAAGUGAACCGGGGAGACGUUUUGGUAUCCCAGUCUGGAUCAUUCCCCUGUGAUGCCAUUUUACAUGUGUGUGGAGAAAGGGAUGCUGGCCUCAUUGAACAACUUGUGUGUCGCAUCAUUGAUCACUGUGAAACCUUUGGAUUCGAGUCUGUGGCCAUUCCUGCCAUCUGUGCUGGUGUUGGUGGGUUGGACCCAGGUGUCGUGGCAGGUGCCAUCUUCCGAGGGGUCAAGGCUGCCACAUCGUCCACUCCCCUUUACAGUCUCACAAAGAUUCGCCUUGUCCUGAUCAAGAUUAAUGUUUUCCUGGCGUUUAAAGAGGAAGCAAUGCAGAUGUUUGCCACUGCUGUAAUCAACCGAGCACCAGUACAUCAGUUUUCUCAAGCACCACAACAACAGCCUCCACUGUCUAUGAACGCAGACUUAAGCAUCGUCCGUACCAUUUCUACAAGUCAUCAGUCUAUCUUCCAGUUUUUGGGUCUUUCCAGAGAGGAUGUUGAUGAUGCCAUGAUAAAGCUGAAUAAUCUGUAUGAGGCUCAGUGCUCCACACAAACCCUCAAAAAGGCAGAGCUGGAAGGCAUCACCCAAGACGACAUGAAUGAUCUGACACAGCUGGUGGAGACCCUGGGUCUGUACAUGCAGAUGAACCAGGGUGACUUGAUGGUGAGCGGGUUGAAAGAUGGAGUCGGCCAAGUGACACAGAUGAUUAAUGCCUUUCAGCAUGACUGCCUCAGGAGACAGAUGAGAGUUAGGGAGGAGGAGGAUUUGUAUGGCCGUGUGGCUUGGUGCAUCCUGGGACAUAAUGGCAACUGGGAGAGAUUCCCCAAAACAGCCACUUAUGACCUUGAAAUUAAUGAUAUAGCUAGAGGGAUAGUGGAUGCACAGGCAAUCCAAUGGACCGUGGAUCGACAGAGGAUGGAGGCCACAAGACCAUUAAGUGGACACACGGCAAAGCUAAAACGACUUGAGAAUCUGCCAGACUUCACUCCCCCUUUGUACUGGGACAACAUGGCAAAAGAUAAAAACCUGAUGGUGGUUGCACUGCAGCCUUCCUCUGUUGAGUAUCAAACUGUAAAGGAAGCCUUUAAACGAACUGUCCCCAAGACUGUAAUGAAGGUAAGCAGCUUUUACCAGGAACUACUUGCUUAG
Scomber scombrus (Atlantic mackerel) is the source of this 1377-nucleotide messenger RNA. RefSeq names its product protein mono-ADP-ribosyltransferase PARP14-like. The transcript is spliced from 7 exons. Gene Ontology annotation, biological process: negative regulation of gene expression. Gene Ontology annotation, cellular component: cytoplasm; nucleus. NCBI's taxonomy places the organism in Eukaryota, Metazoa, Chordata, Actinopteri, Scombriformes, Scombridae. The record is from RefSeq and is a predicted model, not a curated record. Gene Ontology annotation, molecular function: transcription corepressor activity. The coding region runs from base 1 to 1377 and encodes 458 amino acids.